CUCCGACCAGAAGUAAAGUCACCCACAGAACACACAAACCAAACAUUUAUCUCUCUCUCUCUCUCUCUCUCUCCGGCGAUGUCCCUACCCGCCCCGCCAUUAUUAGCCCUCAUCUGCUUCUUCACCGUACUCUCACCCGUCUCACCCCACCCGUCCCAUAACUCCGACCCUGACCCGCUCUCCGUCCAGCCAUUCCGAGUCAACUCUUCGCCGCCGGCGACCAUCCCCGCCUUCCCGGAGCAAUCCGACUUCUCCGGGUGCCCUCUCGAUCUCCCCGACGAGCUCCUCCACAGCAUCGCCUCUUCCUGCGGCGGCGGAGGACGGCGGCAGCUCAGCCGCGGUCGCUGCUGCCCGGUGCUGGGCGCGUGGCUCUACGCGGCGUACUCCGCCACCGCCCUCGGCCGAGGAACCGCCGGACGCAACGUCUCCUCCGCCGAUGACUUGCCGGUGCUUCCCGACGACUCGGAGACGUGCGUGGAUGGGCUCGGGAAGGCGAUGCGGCGGAGAGGGAUCGAGCUGGCGAGGCCGAACGAGACGUGCGACGUCGUUUCGUGCUACUGCGGCAUCAGGCUGCAUCCGCUGAGCUGUCCCGAGGCUUUCGAGGUGAACGAGGAAGGGAAGCUCGUCGGAAACGAUCAUGUCGAGAGAUUGGAGAAGGAUUGUCUGAGCAGCGACGACAAUGUGGAUGAGUUCCCUGGUCUCGGUGGCUGCAACAAGUGCCUGAACAGCCUCUACAAGCUGAACCCUAAAAAGGAACCUUCGAGCGCAAGCAACCCGUCGAAGGAAGACGAAACCCGAACGGCCAAAAUGCACAACAAAGACUGCGAGCUGAUGGGUCUGACCUGGCUUCUGGCCAAGAACCGCAAGGCCUACAUCGGCACUGUCACCUCCGUCCUCCGAGCCAUCAUGCUCAACGGCGGCUCGGACACCUCCGCUGGGCCACGCUCAUGCGCUCUUUCCAGCGACGGCAUGCCCUUGGCGGUGGACUCGUCUGAAUUCUCGGACCACUCAUCCACCGCGGCAUUUCCACUCCAUGUGCUCUUCUUCUUCUCGCUCUCUGCCGUCUUAUUAAGCUGUGGACAUCUCCUCUGAUGUCGUUUGGGUCGAGAGGGGAUCUUGAGGCCAUGUUGGGUCUCUGGUAUUGAGAGAGAGUGAGAGAGUAAGUGUUUUGAGCUGUUUCUGUCUGCAUGUAAAUUGGUCUUCUGAUGUAACAUUCAAUCAAAAGUUAGCCCAUUUUGUUAGUU
Molecule: messenger RNA, 1244 nt
Organism: Tarenaya hassleriana
Lineage: Eukaryota; Viridiplantae; Streptophyta; Magnoliopsida; Brassicales; Cleomaceae
Exons: 3
Coding region: 79-1092 (337 amino acids)
Source: RefSeq, a predicted model, not a curated record